CUGACCAACCUCCACCGCCAUUGCAGGUCCAGGGAGUCGGUGUAGCGGCAGUCCGUCGUUAGCCAGGGGAAGCCAGCAAGUAAACACUUUUGGGACGGAUAAAAAAAGUAUCAUCACACCGACAGCACAAUAUUCAAAAGGCUUUGAAUUCAUUGAUUUGGACUUUAGAUUAGAGGCUCCCUGGCUGUGCGGCUAGGAUCUGAGAGGAGAAGAAGAAGAAGUCGUAGUUUGUUAGCAGAAGAAGAAACCGGAGGAGAGUGAGAGAGGAACCGCCAUGGCUCAGAUCCUGCCUAUUCGCUUCCAGGAGCACCUGCAGCUCCAAAACUUAGGGAUCAAUCCUGCCAACAUAGGCUUCAGCACCCUCACCAUGGAGUCGGAUAAAUUCAUCUGUAUCCGGGAGAAGGUGGGCGAGCAGACUCAGGUUGUGAUCAUUGACAUGGCCGACCCCAAUACACCCAUCCGCAGGCCCAUCUCGGCGGACAGCGCCAUCAUGAAUCCAGCCAGCAAAGUCAUUGCACUUAAAGCCGCCAAAACUCUUCAGAUCUUCAACAUCGAGAUGAAGAGCAAGAUGAAGGCUCACACCAUGACGGACGACGUUACCUUCUGGAAGUGGAUCUCCCUGAACACAGUUGCACUUGUGACUGACACUGCCGUCUACCACUGGAGCAUGGAGGGUGACUCACAGCCUGUGAAAGUCUUCGACCGCCACUCCAGCCUGGCAGGCUGCCAGAUCAUCAACUACCGUACUGACGCCAAGCAGAAAUGGCUGCUGCUCAUCGGCAUCUCAGCCCAGCAAAAUCGGGUGGUGGGAGCCAUGCAGCUCUACUCUGUUGACAGGAAGGUGUCUCAGCCCAUCGAAGGCCAUGCUGCCAGCUUCGCCCAGUUCAAGAUGGAGGGAAACACAGAGGAGUCGACUUUGUUCUGCUUCGCUGUCAGAGGCCAGGCUGGUGGAAAGUUGCACAUCAUUGAGGUGGGGACACCACCGACUGGCAACCAGCCGUUUCCAAAGAAAGCAGUGGAUGUGUUCUUCCCUCCAGAGGCCCAGAACGACUUCCCUGUGGCUAUGCAGAUAAGCUCCAAGCAAGAUGUCGUUUUCCUUAUUACCAAAUACGGCUACAUCCACCUGUAUGACCUGGAGACGGGCACUUGCAUCUAUAUGAACCGCAUCAGCGGAGAGACCAUCUUUGUCACCGCACCUCAUGAGGCCACCUCAGGCAUCAUCGGGGUCAACAGGAAGGGACAGGUGCUGUCAGUCUGCGUGGAAGAGGAAAACAUCAUCCCCUACAUCACUAACGUGCUGCAGAAUCCAGAUCUGGCUCUCCGCUUGGCCGUCCGCAACAACCUGGCUGGCGGUGAGGAGCUCUUUGCCCGCAAGUUCAACAACCUGUUUGCUGCUGGAAACUACUCCGAGGCCGCCAAGGUUGCUGCAAAUGCACCAAAGGGUAUCCUGCGAACCCCAGACACCAUCCGCCGCUUCCAGAGUGUUCCCACUCAGGCAGGACAGACCUCCCCUCUGCUGCAAUACUUCGGUAUCCUGUUGGACCAGGGCCAGCUCAACAAGUUCGAGUCCCUGGAGCUCUGCAGGCCAGUCCUCCAGCAGGGACGAAAACAGCUUCUGGAGAAGUGGCUGAAGGAAGACAAGUUGGAGUGCUCAGAGGAACUGGGUGACCUGGUGAAGGCAGUGGAUCCCACCUUGGCUCUGAGUGUCUACCUGAGGGCCAACGUUCCCAAUAAAGUCAUCCAGUGCUUCGCAGAGACUGGUCAGUUCCCCAAGAUCGUCCUGUACGCCAAGAAGGUGGGCUACACUCCAGACUGGAUCUUCCUGCUGAGGAACGUGAUGCGGAUCAACCCCGAACAAGGCCUCCAGUUUGCCCAGAUGCUGGUCCAGGAUGAGGAGCCACUGGCUGACAUCACUCAGAUUGUGGAUGUGUUCAUGGAGUACAACCUGAUCCAGCAGUGCACCUCCUUCCUCCUGGAUGCUCUGAAGAACAACAGACCCUCAGAGGGACCUCUGCAGACUCGCCUGCUGGAGAUGAACCUCAUGCAUGCUCCACAGGUUGCUGAUGCUAUCCUGGGCAACCAGAUGUUCACCAACUAUGACCGUGCCCACAUCGCCCAGCUGUGUGAGAAGGCGGGACUUCUGCAAAGAGCCCUGGAGCACUACACCGACCUUUACGACAUCAAGCGUGCUGUUGUGCACACACACCUGCUCAACCCAGAGUGGCUGGUGAACUUCUUUGGCUCGCUGUCAGUCGAGGACUCUCUGGAGUGCCUCAGGGCGAUGCUGUCGGCCAACAUCCGCCAGAACCUGCAGAUCUGCGUCCAGGUGGCCUCCAAGUACCAUGAACAGCUCAGCACGCAGUCUCUCACUGAGCUCUUUGAGUCCUUCAAGAGCUUUGAAGGUCUCUUCUACUUCCUGGGCUCCAUUGUGAACUUCAGCCAGGACCCCGAAGUUCACUUCAAAUACAUCCAGGCUGCCUGCAAGACCGGCCAGAUCAAAGAGGUGGAGAGGAUCUGCAGGGAGAGCAACUGCUACGACCCCGAGCGCGUCAAGAACUUCCUCAAGGAAGCCAAACUCACCGACCAGCUGCCGCUCAUCAUUGUCUGUGACCGUUUCGACUUUGUCCAUGAUCUGGUGCUCUACCUGUACCGCAACAACCUGCAGAAGUACAUCGAGAUCUACGUUCAGAAGGUGAAUCCAAGCCGUCUGCCUGUUGUGGUUGGUGGUCUCCUGGACGUGGACUGCUCAGAGGACGUUAUCAAGAGUCUAAUCCUGGUGGUUAGGGGACAGUUCUCCACUGAUGAGCUGGUCGCUGAGGUGGAAAAGAGGAACAGACUGAAGCUGCUGCUGCCGUGGCUCGAGUCUCGCAUCCACGAGGGCUGUGAGGAGCCCGCUACCCACAAUGCUCUGGCCAAGAUCUACAUUGACAGCAACAACAACCCUGAGCGCUUCCUGAGGGAGAACCCGUUCUACGACAGCCGUGUGGUGGGAAAGUACUGCGAGAAGAGGGACCCCCACCUGGCCUGUGUGGCCUACGAGAGGGGACAGUGUGACCAGGAGCUCAUCAAUGUCUGCAAUGAGAAUUCCCUGUUCAAGAGCUUGUCUCGCUACCUGGUCCGCCGCAAAGACCCCGACCUGUGGGCCAGCGUGCUGCUGGAGACCAAUCCCUUCAGACGACCACUCAUUGACCAGGUGGUGCAGACUGCCCUGUCAGAGACCCAGGACCCAGAGGAGGUGUCCGUCACAGUCAAGGCCUUCAUGACCGCGGACCUGCCCAACGAGCUCAUCGAGCUGCUGGAGAAGAUCGUGCUGGACAACUCUGUCUUCAGCGAACACAGAAAUCUGCAGAACCUGCUGAUCCUGACCGCGAUCAAAGCGGACCGUACCCGUGUGAUGGAGUACAUCAGCAGGCUGGACAACUAUGAUGCCCCUGACAUCGCUAACAUCGCCAUCAGCAACGAGCUCUUCGAGGAGGCCUUCGCCAUCUUCAAGAAGUUUGACGUCAACACCUCUGCUGUGCAGGUGCUGAUUGAGCACAUUGGGAACCUGGACCGGGCCUACGAGUUUGCAGAGCGCUGCAAUGAGCCGGCUGUGUGGAGCCAGCUGGCCAAGGCUCAGCUGCAGAAGGAGCUGGUCAAAGAGGCCAUCGACUCGUACAUCAAAGCUGACGAUCCCUCCGCAUACAUGGAGGUGGUGCAGGCUGCUGAUAAGAGCGGUAACUGGGAGGACCUGGUGAAGUUCCUUCAAAUGGCUCGUAAGAAGGCCCGCGAGUCCUACGUGGAGACAGAGCUCAUCUUUGCUUUGGCCAAAACCAACCGCCUGGCUGAGCUCGAGGAGUUCAUCAACGGACCGAACAACGCCCACAUCCAACAGGUCGGUGACCGCUGCUACGAUGAGAAAAUGUACGACGCUGCUAAGCUGCUGUACAACAACGUGUCCAACUUUGGUCGUCUUGCUUCGACUCUGGUGCACCUCGGAGAGUAUCAGGCAGCUGUGGACGGAGCCCGCAAGGCCAACAGUACCCGCACCUGGAAGGAGGUGUGCUUCGCCUGCGUGGAUGGGAAGGAGUUCAGACUGGCCCAGAUGUGCGGCCUCCACAUCGUGGUGCACGCUGACGAGCUGGAGGAGCUGAUCAACUACUACCAGGACCGUGGAUACUUUGAGGAGCUGAUCACCAUGCUGGAGGCCGCCCUGGGCCUGGAGCGCGCUCACAUGGGCAUGUUCACAGAGCUCGCCAUCCUUUACUCCAAGUUCAAGCCCCAGAAGAUGAGGGAGCACCUGGAGCUCUUCUGGUCCAGAGUCAACAUCCCCAAAGUCCUGAGAGCGGCGGAGCAGGCUCACCUGUGGGCCGAGCUCGUCUUCCUGUACGACAAGUACGAGGAGUUUGACAACGCCAUCAUCACCAUGAUGAACCACCCAACAGAUGCCUGGAAGGAGGGACAGUUCAAGGACAUCAUCACUAAGGUGGCCAACGUGGAGCUCUACUACAAAGCCACCCAGUUCUAUCUGGAGUUCAAGCCCUUGUUACUGAAUGAUUUGCUGAUCGUGCUUUCUCCCAGACUGGACCACUCCCGCGCUGUCAACUUCUUCAGCAAGGUGAAACAGCUGCCUCUGGUCAAGCCGUACCUGCGGUCAGUACAGAAUCACAACAACAAGUCAGUCAAUGAAGCACUUAACAACCUCUUCAUCACAGAGGAGGACUAUCAGGCACUGAGGACAUCAAUAGAUGCCUACGACAACUUUGACAACAUCUCCCUGGCGCAGCGUUUGGAGAAACACGAGCUGAUCGAAUUCAGGAGAAUCGCUGCGUACCUCUUCAAGGGUAACAACCGCUGGAAACAGAGUGUGGAGCUCUGCAAGAAGGACAAGCUCUACAAGGAUGCCAUGCAGUACGCAUCAGAGUCCAAGGACACAGAGCUGGCGGAGGAGCUGCUGGCCUGGUUCCUGCAGGAGAACAAGAAGGAGUGUUUCGCCGCCUGCUUGUUCACCUGCUACGACCUGCUGCGGCCCGAUGUGGUGCUGGAGACCGCUUGGAGGCACAACAUCAUGGACUUUUCUAUGCCAUACUUCAUUCAGGUCAUGAGGGAGUACCUCAGCAAGGUUGACGCAGUUCAGGAACAGGUAGAUAAACUAGAAACCUCAGAGUCCCUAAGGAAAGAGGAGGAGCAGGCAACAGAGACGCAACCCAUCGUCUACGGCACACCCCAGCUGAUGCUGACAGCGGGCCCCAGCGUACCCGUGGCCCCUCAGCAAGCUUACGGCUAUGGCUACCAGGCGCCUGCAGGAUUCAGUCAGCCAGCACCUCAGCCAGGAUUUGGCUACGGCAUGUAAAGACCCCCAGUCCCCCUCUCUUUUCUCUGCUACACGCAGGCUGGAGCUACCAUCCAUCCAUCUCCCACAGUCCUUCACCAGACCAUUAUUAUUAUUAUUAUUAUUAUUGUCUCUCUCUGCCCCCUACUGGCAGCGCAGGAUAAUACAGACAAACCUUUUCCUUCUUUUUUUUUUUUUUGUUUUUACUCUUUUGAAACUGUCAUGAAGGACUCUUGUUUUAUUUCUGUUGUCAAAGAAAAAGCAUCACAAAGAUUAAUUUUCUCACAUUCCAUAUUGACUAGAUUAAUUCUUCUUUUUGUCUAUUUUAUUUGAAUGGGAAAUGGUUUACGUAUAAUGGGGUGGGGUGGGGGGGGGGGGGGCUUUUUGUGGCUUUUUUUUUCUGGUUUAAGAAAAAAAAAAGAAAAAACAAGGUCUGUUGUGAAGCAUCUGAUUUGCACUCUGUAGUGAGAAGAAUUAAUGUAGAACCUUUUUUUUUUUUCCUUUUUGACGUGUGUGAGCAGCUUCUUCUGUCCGACUGUAAAAUGCAUUUGAUUAUUGUAUAUUCAGACACAAAAAAAUAAUGCUAAUAUGUUCCUCUAUAUUUGAACAUGAGACUGCCGCUUCCAUGACCACCAUCCUGAAACACUACGUCGUACCUGUCAUGUCCCCACACACACACACACGCACUUCAGGACUGUCUAGUGAUGAGUGAGAGUAUUUUACAUACGAUUUACAGGAAAGCUUCCAUCUUUCCAGCAAAACCUAUGCAGGACUCUCCAAAAAAAAAUAUCCCCACAACAUUUCCAUGUGCUCUAAAUACGGCUCUUACGUGGGACCAUUUCACCUCCGAGGGACUGCAGAUCUGUUUGUGUUUGACUAACAUCCCCCCUCCCCUCCCUCCUGAUCCUCCUUUAUGCUGCGGUUUGUUUCUGCUGUUUGGUCACUGUUGUUAAGUGUGCAGGAGAUAUAUUUUUCAAACGUUAUCCUCCUCCUUCGUGUCCUGUUGAGGGAUGUCUUUUAACCUUUUCUCAGUUGACCCCCCCCCCCCCGCUCGUCCGCUUCAGAUACACAGGACUCGUGGUAAUUUUGAAGAUUUUAUCAAAGGCUUGCGUGUAUACCGGAAUUCAAUCAUUAACUCCUUUGAACUUAUAUUCUUAUCUAAAAAUUACCUUAGAUUUAAAUUGUGCACUUAAGAAACUUGAUUGUGCAUAGUCAGGAUCAUAAUGAAUGAAACAGCGGUUUUUGUUUUCCACUUAAAAAAAAUAAAGGCUUCUUGUUUGUCAACAACA
Messenger RNA from Labrus mixtus (cuckoo wrasse), 6600 nucleotides. It is a transcript of the gene cltca, whose product is annotated as clathrin, heavy chain a (Hc). The record is from RefSeq and is a predicted model, not a curated record. Gene Ontology annotation, biological process: intracellular protein transport; receptor-mediated endocytosis; clathrin coat assembly. The transcript is spliced from 31 exons. Gene Ontology annotation, cellular component: clathrin-coated endocytic vesicle; clathrin coat of trans-Golgi network vesicle; spindle. Gene Ontology annotation, molecular function: structural molecule activity; clathrin light chain binding. The coding region runs from base 275 to 5332 and encodes 1685 amino acids. NCBI's taxonomy places the organism in Eukaryota, Metazoa, Chordata, Actinopteri, Labriformes, Labridae.